Molecule: messenger RNA, 3912 nt
Organism: Tauraco erythrolophus (red-crested turaco)
Lineage: Eukaryota; Metazoa; Chordata; Aves; Musophagiformes; Musophagidae
Source: RefSeq, a predicted model, not a curated record
AUCACAGUAUUUCGCAUGGGAUCAGAAGGACACCAGGAUAUUGAUUUAGCUAUCCUGACAGCAUUACUAAAAGGAGCUAACGCAUCUGCCCCCGACCAGCUGAGCCUUGCGUUGGCUUGGAACAGAGUAGACAUCGCCCGCAGUCAGAUCUUUAUUUACGGGCAACAGUGGCCGGUGGGCUCCCUUGAGCAAGCAAUGCUGGAUGCGCUCGUGUUGGACAGAGUGGAUUUUGUGAAAUUACUCAUAGAAAAUGGAGUAAGCAUGCAUCGUUUUCUCACCAUCUCCCGGCUAGAGGAAUUGUACAAUACGAGACAUGGACCAUCUAACACUCUGUAUCAUCUAGUCAGGGACGUCAAAAAGCGAGAAUAUCCAGGUUUCGGUUGGAUCUAUUUUAAGGGAAACUUACCUCCUGAUUAUCGGAUAAGUCUGAUUGACAUUGGUUUGGUGAUAGAGUACCUGAUGGGAGGCGCAUACCGCUGCAAUUACAUGUUCAGAACACUGUACCACAAUUUAUUUGGGCCCAAGAGGCCAAAAGCCCUGAAACUGUUGGGAAUGGAGGAUGAUGUCCCUUUGCGGCGAGGGAGGAAAACGACAAAAAAAAGAGAAGAAGAAGUUGAUAUUGAUUUGGAUGACCCUGAAAUCAAUCAUUUCCCCUUCCCGUUUCAUGAGCUGAUGGUGUGGGCUGUGCUGAUGAAGCGUCAGAAAAUGGCCCUCUUCUUUUGGCAGCAUGGGGAAGAGGCUAUGGCUAAAGCACUGGUGGCCUGUAAACUCUGCAAAGCCAUGGCCCAUGAAGCAUCAGAAAACGACAUGGUGGAUGACAUAUCCCAAGAGCUGAACCAUAAUUCCAGGGACUUUGGCCAGUUGGCGGUGGAGCUGUUGGACCAGUCGUACAAGCAGGACGAGCAACUGGCAAUGAAACUGCUGACCUACGAGCUGAAGAACUGGAGCAACGCCACGUGCCUGCAGCUGGCAGUGGCAGCCAAGCACAGGGACUUCAUCGCUCACACUUGCAGCCAGAUGCUGCUCACAGACAUGUGGAUGGGUCGUCUCCGGAUGCGCAAAAAUUCUGGCCUAAAGGUAAUUCUAGGAAUUCUACUUCCUCCUUCAAUCCUCAGCUUGGAGUUCAAGAACAAAGAUGAUAUGCCUUACAUGUCCCAGGCCAACGAGGUCCAUCUUCAAGAGAAGGAGCCAGAGGAGCCAGAGAAGCCAGCAAAAGAAAAAGAGGAGGAGGACAUGGAACUCACUGCAAUGCUGGGACGAGGGAAUGGAGAGUCAUCAAGAAAGAAAGAGGAAGAGGAAGUUCAGAGCAGGCACAGACUGAUCCCUGUUGGAAGAAAGAUUUAUGAGUUCUAUAAUGCUCCCAUCGUUAAAUUUUGGUUUUACACGCUGGCAUAUAUAGGCUACUUGAUGCUGUUCAAUUAUAUAGUGUUAGUGAAGAUGGAUCGCUGGCCAUCUACACAGGAAUGGAUUGUCAUCUCAUACAUUUUCACUCUGGGAAUAGAGAAGAUGAGAGAGAUAUUGAUGUCAGAGCCCGGGAAACUGUUACAGAAAGUAAAAGUUUGGCUUCAGGAGUACUGGAAUGUUACUGAUCUCAUAGCUAUCCUCCUGUUCUCCGUCGGGAUGAUCCUCCGUCUGCAAGAUCUGCCACUCCGGAGUGAUGGCCGAGUGAUAUACUGUGUUAACAUCAUUUACUGGUAUAUACGGUUAUUGGACAUCUUCGGAGUAAACAAGUAUUUGGGACCGUAUGUUAUGAUGAUUGGGAAAAUGAUGAUAGACAUGAUGUAUUUUGUCAUCAUAAUGUUGGUGGUUCUGAUGAGCUUUGGCGUCGCAAGACAGGCUAUUCUCUUCCCCAAUGAGGAGCCUUCGUGGAAGCUGGCGAAAAACAUUUUUUACAUGCCUUAUUGGAUGAUCUAUGGGGAAGUGUUUGCAGACCAGAUAGACCGUAAGCAAGUUUAUGAUUCUCAUACUCCAAAGUCAGCUCCUUGUGGUCAAAAUGAAACCAGAGAAGAUGGCAAAAUAAUCCAGCUACCUCCCUGCAAGACAGGAGCAUGGAUUGUUCCUGCCAUCAUGGCCUGUUACCUCUUGGUUGCAAACAUCCUUCUGGUGAACCUCCUCAUUGCUGUUUUCAACAAUACAUUUUUUGAAGUCAAAUCCAUAUCCAACCAAGUAUGGAAGUUUCAAAGAUACCAGCUAAUCAUGACAUUUCACGAAAGACCUGUUCUCCCACCACCUCUGAUAAUUUUCAGCCAUAUGACUAUGAUAUUCCAACACCUCUGCUGCAGAUGGCGGAAGCAUGAAAGCGAUCCAGAUGAGAGAGACUACGGAUUAAAACUUUUCAUAACUGAGGAUGAACUGAAAAAAGUCCAUGAUUUCGAAGAGCAGUGCAUAGAAGAAUAUUUCAGAGAAAAGGAUGACAGAUUCAAUUCCUCCAAUGAUGAAAGAAUCCGUGUCACAUCAGAAAGGGUAGAGAACAUGGCCAUGCGACUGGAAGAAGUAAAUGAGCGAGAGCACUGCAUGAAGGCUUCUCUGCAGACCGUUGACAUCAGGCUUGCUCAGCUGGAAGAUAUGAUGGGACGAAUGGUGACCGCCUUAGAAAAACUGACUGGCAUAGAGAGAGGUGAGACGACCAAGAUACGAUCCAGGACCUCAUCUGACUGUACUGAUGCAGCCUACAUUGUGAGGCAGAGUAGCUUCAAUAGUCAGGAGGGAAACACCUAUAAGCUUCAAGAGAGCAUAGAUCCCACAGGAGAGGAGUCCAUGUCCCCAACGUCUCCUACAAUCACGCCUCGCAUGCGAAGCCACUCUUUCUAUGCAACAAAUAUAAAGGACAAGUGUGGGUUGGAAAAAUUCGAAAGCAUUUUUAAGGAAAGAUCUCCAAGCCUGCAUCGGGCUAUCAGUUCGCACUCAAUAGCAAAAGAAGGAAAGGUUCCCUUAGCCCCUACCAGCACUUUGUCAAUUGCCCCAGACUCCAGAAGGCCUUCAUCUUGUAUAGACAUCUACGUUUCUGCAAUGGAUGAGAUGCAUUCUGACACAGAGCCUCUCGACAGCUCCAUAAAUAUCCUUGGUACCGGCGAUGCAGCUCUGCAGGCUCACAUAGCCUCUUCCAUUUUAGCUAACAGUGCGUACAUUAGCAGUACACCUGGCGAAAAAAUUUCUGGCAGGAGUCUUGAUUAUGAGGAAACCUCUGGAAUAGAAACAAGAGCAUUUUCUUCAGACUAUUCACAAAUCACAGAUUGCCAAAUCCCCUGGGAUUCAGACCCUCCUUUGUAUCACACUUUAGAGCGAUCUAAAAGCAGUCGUUAUCUGGCUACUACUCCAUUUAUUCUGGAGGAAACGCCGAUUGUGAAGUCUCACAGUUUCAUGUUCUCUCCAUCUCGAAGCUACUUCAGCAGCCUUGGUGUCCCGGUCAAAACAGCAGAGUACACAAGUAUUACAGACUGCAUAGACACGAGGUGUGUGAGUGCUCCCCAGGCCAUCGCAGAGAGGGCCAGUUUCCCUGGAAGUCUCGGGGGCAAAGUGGAGGACUUGGGAUGCUGCCACCCAGAGAGAGAAGCUGAACUAAGCCACCCGAGCUCUGAUCAUGAGGAUAUUGAGGCCAAAGACAAGAAGGGGAUCCCCUUAUCUCCUCAAGACGGCAAUGCUACAAGAACUCUGGCCAACAGCAUCCCACUUCCAAAAAUAGAGCGGGCCAACAGCUACUCUGCAGAGGAGUCCAACAUGUUGUAUGCACAACACACACGGAAGAGCUACUCUAUCAGCGACAAACUUGACAGACAACGAAAUGCAACAGGCCUGCGAAACCCUUUCCAGAGGAGUAAGUCCUCCAGGCCAGAGAGCAGAGGGGACAAUCUGUCCAUGAGGAGACUGUCAAGAACGGGAGCCUUCCGCAGCUUUGAAAGCAAGCACAGCUAG